Durusdinium trenchii is the source of this 2778-nucleotide messenger RNA. Lineage: Eukaryota; Dinophyceae; Suessiales; Symbiodiniaceae. The record is from the annotation of a GenBank genome assembly.
AUGGUCAAGGAGAAGCGGCAGAGCAAGAAGCAGGUGCCAGUGCCCACAGUCAGAGUCGUGAAGGCCGCAGACAUGCCGACCCAAGUGAUUGGUGACGAAGACCCUCUACCCGUGCAGAGGGCGCCGAUGGGUGGGGCACCGCCACAGGAGAUCGAAGAUAGCAACAGCACCAGCGAGAGUGAGGACAGUAGCAGUAGCUCCUCAACCAGCUUGCCAGACUUCCAGCAAAUGGCGAUGGCACAGCGCCACGUGGGCUCUCUGGAGGGUGAAGCGGAGCCACAAGUCCUGAAAGCGGCUUCCUCACCAGCCUCCCCGGGGGAGGCGAACAGCGAACAGCGAACAGACGCCGUUCAAAGACCGGGACGGCAUUCCACGAUGAUUUCGGACUCGGAAUGGUCUGCAUCACUGGCCCAGCACUUGGCUGGAAAGGAGUUUGGUAUUGCCCUUGCAGGUGGCGGGGCUCGAGGCUUGGCCUUGGGUCACGGCAUCCUUCGUGAGAUGAGAGAAGCAGGUCUUUUAGAGAAGGCCAAGUAUUUGAGCGUCACCAGCGGCUCUGUGUGGCUGGGUAUUCCAUUUUACUACCAGACUUUGGACAGCCUGGAGACGUAUUUGGGCCGUACCUUGCCUUUCGACCAGAUGCUCCCGAAGACCCUGCUGCAAGAGACAGGCACUGGCAUCUCGCGGCUCUCCGAGCUCAGGGAAUACCCGAAGGGACAUGAACCUAAGCGACCCCGGCUGCGGCGCUUGAAUGCCAGUGACAACCUCACAGCGGCCAGCAUGUUGGACUGCCCGACAGAUGAAGGCUGGUGUGCAUGCAUGGUGAGCCGCUUCCCAGGAUCUGCCUACCAGCUUUGGCCUCUCUUCAGCGCCUCCAUUUUCCUGCACCCCUUCGAACUGGCCGGCUAUGACUCGGUGCAUUGCCAUGAGUCCCAGCUGGAGCGGAUGAAGAAGCAGUUCCCCUCCAAGACCAUCUACACCGCCAAAGACGUCUCGCGGAAGUUGCCCUUCCUCCUCUCGCAGUCCGCGAUUCUAGCGCCAUACACAGGGCUCGAGACCAAGGACUCGCUGCGGACCUUCCCCUUGGAGCAAACACCUCUCUACACGGGCACGGUGCCGGCGUAUAGCAAGAACCAGAGCAAGAUUGGGCAUGGCUUGGGGGAUUUGCUGCUGGAACCCUUCGCCUGGGAUUCGAAGAUGCUGAACCCCUGGAAUGAAAGCAACCCGGAGCUCUCGGUGCAGUUGAACCGCGGCUGGGUGAACUUCGGGGAUUUGGCCACGUGGCAGGGCGUGGCCACGGCCUAUGUGGCGGACUUUCAGAUCCGGACCUGGGCCGACAGGAUUCCGCACUGUUUGAUCGCGGAGGGAGAGAAGCUCCUGCCGCAUGCUGAGAUUUGGUCUCCCCUGGACCUGGACGCCAACGCGGUACCUGUGAGCUACGAGCAAGCUGUGGGUGAUGCCGGCAUCUAUGAUGAUGUGGGCCACAUCCCCUUGUUGAGGAGGAAAGUCAUGAAGAUGGCGAUCUUCACCAGUGAGGCCAUCCACAUGGACUUGUGCCAGAUGACGUAUGUCCUGGCCGCCUUUGGGCAACCAGGAUGUUUGGAUCCGCCCAACCCCCCUGGCGCCUCCAAUCCCAAGAUGGAGGCUGGUACCCUCACAGUCUUUGAGCCUUCAGAGUUUCCCACCUUUUGGUCUCAAGUGCAGAGCGCGCUCCAGCGCAACGAGUCUGCCGUGAUCCGUGGACGUUACACGGUCGUGGAUAACGAGUACUUGGCGAUCAAAGGUGGAUGGAAAGUGGACAUCGUGUGGGUCAUCAUUUUCCCCUCGAAAACCUUUCGUCAGAGCUUGCCAAAGGAGACCCAGACCAUGCUGCCCUCCUACUUCCCCAAUGACUUUGCGGCUGAGAUGACCAGUCGUUUGGAAAUGACCGUGGCGAGCCAGUACGGCUCCUGGCUGCAGAGGUCUGUGACCAAGGAGAUCGAAGAGAUGCUGCGUUCAUCGGACCCCACGGAGAAGCUGGGAAUUGGCUGCGUGGUGAACCUUUGUGCUGACAAGAUCCAGUGGGUUUAUUCGAGACGGCCCGGGGCGGGAUUCCCCUUUUGCGCAAAAAAGACAGAGAAAAAGACGUGGGUCGUCCUGGAUGGCCUAGAGGGCCGCAGUGGCCGAGGGUGGCAUGCGCGUGAUGCACAGAUCGACGUGCCGGUGCCGAUGCCGAAUCCCAAGCCUUCCACUGAUCCCCAGCCAGAGGCGGCGGGCGCGUCUGAGGAGGCGGAGCCCAAGAGCUUCCCCAAACGAGCGCCCAAGCCUGGCUCCAUCACCUUCAACAUGCAGGGCGCUCAGAAGGCGCUCGCGGCCGCUCGCACCCGAGUCCAGGUGCAAAGCGCCGUGGAGGCAGCGAAAGCCAAGCGCCUCAAUGUGAAGGACGCCGCGACCCAGACGGUGCGCGACCCGGAGCGACAGGAUGGGGACAUUGUCACCAUUUGGCGCUUGCGUCCACGAGGCAUGGAGUCCUUCCCGCACUUUGCAAAGCCCAAGGCGCGAAGGACGCGCUUUGCCGAAAUCUUGGCCAAGGAGGGCGGAGCGAUUGACCCGCACGACCCCAGCGAGAGGAAGCGCGCGCGGGUUGCAGCAGCGGAUGCGGAUGCGACCAAGGAAGUCACCAUCGACCUGGAGGGGCGUGAACACGGAGGUGAUGAUGCCGAGCUCAGUGGAGGUGAGGCGGCCGUGGCCGACCCCUACCAGACGACCUUCGAGGAGGUCGACGCUGUGGACGCUGCUUGA